AGACUAACUGUCAUGACACAUUUUGUUAUGCAGUGCAAUGCUGUGAUCAGUUUAAUUAGGCUGGGUUUGGAUUAUGUUGUGUGCCUCAGCAUGCCUGCUUAAUCCUGUGGAAUAUUGAAGCAGCAGAUAACAAAAAAUCCAAUUCUGAAGCACUGACAAAUCUUAACCAACAAACCAAUGGUUUUUGUAAGAUGAAACCUUGGUGUGGUUUCAGGGAAUGAACUUUGUGCAUAACUUACACGGGUCUAUCGUAAGAAAUAAGAGGGGGAGCCACGCUUAAAAUGUGGAUUUUGGAGAAGAAGAAACCCAGUGGACAUAUAUGUGCCAGCUGGAACAGAGGUGUUGUAUCCUGCCUGCCUGAAGUUAGUCUGAUUCUAAUCCUGGAUAACCCUGUGAUACUCUGGAUAUUAUGGCAAAGCUAGUAGAGUGUGUGCCUAACUUCUCGGAGGGCUGUAACAAACAGGUGAUUGAUGCCAUUGCAGAGGCCAUUUCCACGACUGAUGGCUGCAGUCUGCUGGAUGUGGACCCAGGGUCUUCCACUAACCGUACCGUCUACACCUUUGUGGGCUCGCCUGAGGCUGUGGUGGAGGGGGCGCUGAACGCCGCCCGGGCUGCUUUCCCUCUCAUAGACAUGACCAAACACUCAGGAGAGCAUCCGCGGACUGGAGCCAUGGACGUGUGCCCUUUCAUCCCUGUCCAGAACGUCACAAUGGAGGACUGUGUCAACUGUGCCAAUAUCUUUGCCGAGCGGUUAACAGAAGUGCUGCAUGUACCUGUCUACCUGUAUGGAGAAGCUGCAAGAAAAGAAAACAGGACCUCUCUUCCAUCUGUCCGCGCUGGAGAAUAUGAGGCCUUGGCUGAGAAACUGAAGAUGGCAGAGUGGGCCCCUGACUAUGGUCCUGCCACAUUCAGCCCCUCCUGGGGAGCUACAGUCACCGGGGCACGCAAGUUCCUCAUUGCCUACAACGUGAACCUCCUCAGCACCAAGGAACAAGCCCAUCGGAUCGCUCUGGACAUCAGGGAACAGGGACGAGGAAAAGAUCAGCCAGGUCUUCUGAAGAAGGUCCAGGGUAUGGGCUGGUACCUGGAGGAAUCGAACAUAGCCCAGGUGUCCACCAACAUCCUGGAUUAUGAGCUGACACCCGUCCACACUGUGUACGAGGAGAUCUGCAGCAUUUCCAAGGACCUAAAUCUGCCCGUGGUGGGCUCCCAGAUCGUAGGCCUUGUUCCACUAAAAGCCUUGCUCGACUGUGCGGACUUCUACAUCCAGAAAGACAGUCUGUUCAUAGUGGAGGAGGAACACAAAGUCCGGCUGGUCAUCAGUAAACUUGGACUUGAUUCUCUUGGGGCUUUCAACCCUAAGGACAGGAUAAUAGAGUACAUGGUGGACAGUACUCAGGACGACAAGCGUUUGGUGUCUCUGUCGCUUCAGCAGUUCGUACGCAGUGUCGGGGCCAGAACCGCUGCCCCCGGGGGAGGGUCGGUCUCUGCCACUGUCGCUGCCAUGGGGGCUGCCCUGGGAGCCAUGGUGGGCCAGAUGACCUAUGGGAAGAGGCAGUUUGAGGAUCUGGACGGGGUGAUGAGGACACUGAUCCCUCCCUUCCACCAGGCCAUGAAUGAGCUGCUGGUCAUGGUGGACUCUGACUCUACGGCCUUUAAUAGCUACAUGGCAGCGCUCAAAAUGCCAAGAAACACUAAAGAUGAAGUCAAAAGGAGACAGGUUGCUAUGCAAGAGGGUCUCAAGAAAGCUGUCGGGGUCCCCUUGUCACUGGCCCAACAAGUCAACCUUCUGUGGCCUUGUCUGAAAGAAAUGGUUCUCCAUGGAAACGUAGCCUGCAAGUCAGACCUGCAGGUGGCAGCCAAAGCCCUGGAAACAGCUGUUUUUGGAGCCUAUUACAAUGUCACAAUCAACCUCAAAGACAUCCAAGAUGAUUAUUUUAAGACUACUACUCAACAGAAGGCCUCAGCUCUGCUUCUGGAGGCGAGAGAGAGUGCUUCUGCAGUCCUGGAUGCAGCUGACAGGAGAGAAUGAAAUCCAGCCAAACAUUACACUGCCAAUGCCUUCACUGCCAGAAAACGGAUAAGACAUCUGAAAAUGAACUUAAUCAUAUUCGUCUUGGUUCUAGUUUAUGUGGAUAACAAACCUAAGAUUUUAAAAUAUUUGGGGAAGUCCAUGUCAACAAAAUGAAAUUCCAAUAAAAAUCUUUCCCAAACU
Hypomesus transpacificus is the source of this 2215-nucleotide messenger RNA. RefSeq names its product formimidoyltransferase cyclodeaminase (gene ftcd). NCBI's taxonomy places the organism in Eukaryota, Metazoa, Chordata, Actinopteri, Osmeriformes, Osmeridae. The record is from RefSeq and is a predicted model, not a curated record. The transcript has 15 exons. The coding region runs from base 410 to 2032 and encodes 540 amino acids. Gene Ontology annotation, molecular function: folic acid binding; transferase activity.